CAAUAGGAAGCAGGCAGUCCCACUUCCUUAGCAACCAGUUUUUUGUUUACACUAGUAACCGUUCCGCUUCUUUAGCAACAGGUUUGGGGCACCUGUGCAUCGUGUAGUUGAAAUCUGAUUUCUCUUUCAUAAUUACUGAUAAUCAGAAACAUGGAGAGAUCCGUGGAAUCACGAGAUGACCAAAGGCGACAGACUGCGGUUUGCUUCAAAGCUUUUCUCUUGAAAAAAAGCACAAAAACCAACCUCAACCUCUAUGACCACCUGGUUCGUCUGCUCAUCCGAGUGAUGAACGAGCGCCCCGAGAACGCGGUGGAUGUGAUAGAAGAUCUGAGCCAUGAGGUGAAGAGGAGCAUGCUGCAGGAGAAGCAAAGCACACUGAAGGACGCUCCGGACGCAACCUCCGCUGAGCUGCUGGCUGAACAACAGAGGGCGCUGUUUAGCCGCGGUGACGAGGGAGCCCACGAUGAGAUAGAGACACCUCUGCCCAACGUGACUGAGUUGACGUACUUCCUGGAGCAGAUUGGGGUUGGUCUGGGCCGGGAGGAGAUGCAGAGGAUCCUUCUGGCUCUAAAGCAGCUGGUGGACAUGCAGCCUUUGGAACGCUGCCGAUUCUGGGGCAAAAUCCUUGGUAUAGAAGGAAACUAUAUAGUGGCUGAGGUGGAAGUCAGGGAUGGUGAGGAUGAAGAGGAAGAAGAAGUGGAGACCAUGCAUGCUAAAGAGAAAGAGGGAGAAGCUCAAGAGGAAGAUGAGCUGGAUCCAUUCCCCAAGUCAAGCUUCAAGCCUCCAACAACAAUCCCUAAGGAGCCUCGUCGCUCUGGUACAAACAAGUUCACCUACUUUGUGUGCAGAGAACCUGGCCUGCCCUGGGUCCGUCUUCCUGACGUCACCCCUGCUCAGAUCACAGUCGCACGUAAAAUCCGCAAACUUUUCACCGGGCGCCUGGAUGCUCCGAUUGUGAGCUAUCCACCCUUCCCAGGCAAUGAGGCCAACUACCUGCGUGCCCAGAUCGCCCGCAUCUCAGCGGGCACUCAAGUCAGUCCACUGGGUUUUUAUCAGUUCAGGGAGGAGGAGGGAGAAGAGGAAGAGGAAGGUGCACGAGACAGCGUCGAAGAAAACCCUGACUUCGAGGGAAUGCCCAUGCAAGAGAUGGCAGAGUCGCUGUCUGCAUGGGUUCACCACAUACAGCACAUUCUCCUGCAGGGUCGUUGUGCGUGGGUCAAUCUGGCCGAAAAGACAGAGGACCUCCUUGAAGAAGACAUGGAUGAAGAGGAGAAGGAGGAAGAGCCUGAUGAGCCUGAGCCUGAGGUCGGCCCGCCGCUUCUCACACCUCUUUCUGAGGAUGCAGAGGUAAAUAACACUAUUCCUUGGAGUACCAGGAUCUCCUCAAACCUAAUCUCCCAGUAUGCCAUUGCUUUUGUGCGAUCCAACCUGUGGCCUGGAGCCUACGCAUACGUGUGCGGCAAGAAGUUUGAGAACAUAUACAUCGGCUGGGGGCUGAAAUUCUUGGGUGAGGGCUUUAACCCGGCCCUGCCUCCUUCCCCACAGCCUGAGUACCCCAGUGGCCCUGAGAUUACAGAGGAAAUUGACCCCAGUGUGCAGGAGGAAGAGGCUCUAAGGGAAGCCCAAGAGGAGAAGGAAGCCGCCCUGGAAGGCAACGAUGCAUUGGAGGCCGAGGAUGAAGAAGAGGAGGAGGAGGGGGAGGAGGAUGACGAAGAAAACUAAAUGAGACACACAGGGACACAAGUGAAUUGAAGUCCUUUCACAUGUGACUAUGUUAAACUGAAUGGAUAAGCAUUGCAUCCUCUUUCCUUUGUUAUUAACAGCUUUCUUCAUUCUGUUUGGCCAGAGAGUUGAUUUCUGUGAUUUGUCUACUACACACCAUCUAAUACAAUAUCAUUCCUACCUUAACAACCAAAUUCCUAGGAUGUAUAUGAACAAAUUAUUGCUAUAAUGCGGUUCUCAAAGUGCAGGGCCUGCCCUCUAGUGGAAAAUAAAGACAUGACAGGUAGGACGCAACAAAUGGCAGGAUUUCCAUCAAUUUUUUGUAUUCUUUAUUAUUCUUCAUUUACGAUUUUCAUACGUUCAUACACUCAAAGCACAAAGCAACCACAAACAAAUAAUUAGGUCAUUAAUGCAAGUAAAUGAGAACACCAAUUGUUUUUAUUUAGGUAGAGUACAUAACACAAUUACACUUUUAUUUAACAUGAGGUUAUUAAAGCAUUUCAUUACCAUUUUUUCGGGUGAUGGAUCCCCUUCCGCUCUAAAGUGGGGAAGGGCAGAAAAGAUUUGAGGACCACUGAUAUAAUCUGAAGUGUUUAUAUGAAAGAAUUCUCCAGUUUGAGCACCCUGUAAUCUGACUGAAACAGGACAAUCUUUACAAAAAAGGCUUAAAGAUUUCUCAGUGACAUUAUAAGCUCUUACUAACUUCAAAAUGGAGAACAGGAAUAAAGGCACGUAUAUCUCAUUUUUUUAAUUACUGAAAACCACGAACCAUUGACAAGUUGCUGUAGUGUCAUGGGAAUAAAAAAUACAGUCAUGCCAGGUUUAAUGCCUUACAGAGUCCAAAACUACAAGCCUACAAGUCCAACAUAUCAAAUGUAGUAGAUCAGCUUGUUCUGCAAUGCAUUUUAAUUUGAUGCAUGAUGGAUGCUUGGUUUGGUUUAGGAAUAAGUAGAGCAGGCCCUAGCACACUUCUAUUUCCAUUCUUACCCAAGUAUCUGUUAUUUGGCUUGUUCACAAUGUAGCUUGAACUGAGUUAAAAUAAAUGAACACAUUUAUAUUUAAAAAAAAAAAAAGAAGAAAAAGAGAAAG
Messenger RNA from Silurus meridionalis, 2811 nucleotides. It is a transcript of the gene rsph4a, whose product is annotated as radial spoke head component 4A. The transcript has 7 exons. Gene Ontology annotation, biological process: cilium movement involved in cell motility; cilium assembly; axoneme assembly. The coding region runs from base 151 to 1722 and encodes 523 amino acids. Gene Ontology annotation, cellular component: axoneme; radial spoke. NCBI's taxonomy places the organism in Eukaryota, Metazoa, Chordata, Actinopteri, Siluriformes, Siluridae. The record is from RefSeq and is a predicted model, not a curated record.